Malurus melanocephalus (red-backed fairy wren) is the source of this 1373-nucleotide messenger RNA. RefSeq lists its product as uncharacterized. Gene Ontology annotation, cellular component: HULC complex; nucleus. The transcript has 7 exons. NCBI's taxonomy places the organism in Eukaryota, Metazoa, Chordata, Aves, Passeriformes, Maluridae. Bases 1 to 921 code for a protein of 306 amino acids. Gene Ontology annotation, molecular function: ubiquitin protein ligase activity. The record is from RefSeq and is a predicted model, not a curated record.
AUGGAGGAUGACCCCUCUUCAUCUCCCAGACCCGCUCUUGCAAAAGACUCUGUAUCCUUCCGUUCCACCACUGCAGUCCCAGGAGCCAUCCCAGCACACUGCCACAAUGCCCAGACGCUGGCAGCCCUGAAGCACUUGUGCCUGACGAAUACACCCUCUUCCUCCCCUCCCCCCACCACGUAUGAAACAGAGUAUUUAUCCUGCAUAAGAAGGCGUAGUAAACGGAAUGCCCUGGCUCUGGGCGAUAAUGGUGAUCUGCUUGAGCCCCAAGGGGAGAAAAUGAGCGCCGCCUGCAGGAGUCAGUCACUACCCCGGCUCCGCACCCAGCACGUUUUGCCCGCAUUCAGCAGUUCCGAGGGCGCUCCCGGGGCGCACAGGGAGGCGGCCCCUCCCGGGUCGCUGUGGGCGGGGGCUGCUCCGCCCGCGCCACCAUCUUUGGUGUGGGUKCGGGCGGCGGCGUCGGUGCCGGGGCAGAGCCGCCAUGUCGGGCGAGGGCAAAGCGGCGCCUCCAUGACGAUUCUUCAAGCUUCAAGAGAGGGUGGGGACAGCAGAACCCUGGGUCUCCUGGAGACCGUGAUGGAUGACCUUCAGUGGGAAAUKGACAAGAUCUGCAAGAGGGAGCAGAGGCUCAACCAGCACCUGGCUGAUGUCCUGGAAAAAGUAAAUUCCAAAGGCUACAAGGUAUAUGGAGCUGGGAGCAGCCUCUAUGGGGGAACAAUUAUCAUUUAUGCCUUCAAGUUUGAGGAGAUGAAUGCAGAACUGGAAGAGAAUAAAGAGGUUGCUGGGAAUCGUCUUAAUGAAUUGAAGAAACUGCACCAGGAUUUCGAGGAAGUAACAACACAGAAUGAAAAACUCAAGGCCCAAUUAAUCGGGAGAUGCGUCACCUCAUCAGCAGCCUCCAGAACCACAACCACCAGUUGAAGAGAGGUGUUGAGAUGCAAGCACAAGCUGAGAGAGGCCCAGUCUGACCUGAGCAAAGUAACGCAGCCGGAAAUGACAGAAAAAGGGGAAAAGUGCUUAGGAGAAGAGGGAAUGCUGUCACCCUUGCCAGCAAUAUCAACCUUUCUGAUACCCUGUGCAGGAUGCAGUGAAAGUUUCUGUGGAACUCUGCUCUCUGCUGCUUCCUUUCACCAAAUGAAUGCUCUUCCUUUGUAGCUGUGUAGUGCUCCAUGAAAAGUAGUAGCAGUUACAAAGGGGACAUAGAAGCAUGGAUCUGGGAAGGCAAGGGAGAAGGGCGUAAGGAAGAUUUCUGGCUGAGAGCUUAAAGGUUUGUUUUCUUUUAAUCUCUCUUGCUGUUUCACUCCAGAUCCACUCUCGCAGUGGCAGUGCUCUCCUGCAGUCCCAGUCCAGCACUGAAGACACAAAGGAGGAAC